Pongo pygmaeus (Bornean orangutan) is the source of this 17134-nucleotide messenger RNA. Its product is annotated as histidine-rich glycoprotein. Lineage: Eukaryota; Metazoa; Chordata; Mammalia; Primates; Hominidae. The coding region runs from base 10370 to 11356 and encodes 328 amino acids. The transcript has 4 exons. The record is from RefSeq and is a predicted model, not a curated record.
ACGCGGGCGCCUUCCCAGGGAGCUCCAGGCUGAGAGGGACCUGAGACGCGGACGCCUUCCCAGGGAGCUCCAGGCUGAGAGGGACCUGAGACGCCGGCGCCUUCCCAGGCUGCCUCGCGCUGAGAGGGACCUGAGAUGCCAGCGCCUUCCCAAGGAGCUCUGGAGAGCGGCGUCAGGUUGGGGAGGAGAGGGUCUGCCAUCCUCCCCUCUCUACGGGGAGGGCUGCCUUGUGAUGGGGGCUCAGGAUCCACUCCAGGGCCUCGACCCCGAGGCAGAAGUGGGGGUGGUGCUUCCUGCCACCCCUCACCAGGCAGGGAUGCCAGGGAUUCCGCAGCCAGAGUCGAACCUACGUUUAUCUAAAUGGAAGGAGAGAGGCGUCUCUGGCCGGAAGAAGAGGGGAAGUGGCACCUCCCAGUGAAGAGGUCGUCCCCAAGCCACAGGGUGGCUGGUGGCCACUUCGGGAGGAGGCUCCGGGACCUGGGGAGGAAAGGCCAAGCGAGGCGGGUAUGCAUGCAGAGGACGCUCUGUUCAGAUUCCUCCCCAAAUAGGGAGCUCCAGGAGCUGCCCUGUCAGGGAUCUGUGGGGCAUGUGUGUUUCCUUUACCACCUCCGGCAACUGCGCUACAAUGGCAGUGAGUGGAGGGGAUGACCCCGCAGGACGAAGAAAACAGCAAGCCACAGUGGUUCGGAGGAAAGGCCGGCAGUGGCACAAAGUGGGUCUGCAGGGGCGGGCGAGCUGCAUCCCAAGCCCAGGAGAAGUCCGAGACACUGGGAGCUGGGCUGCCUUAGGAGGCUGCAGACAGAGGUGGGGCCACCAGUUCCAAAAGCAACUCCAAGACCUCAAGGCUGUCUUCCAACAAGCUCGGCCCUGGACGCACGUCCUCCCACCAGGCGGGAGCAGGGCACCCUUAGCCAGGGCUGCAGGGAGGGCGGGCGGAUGCCACGGAUGCUGGGCCCUGCUUCCCGAGACAGAAGCCCAGCUGCAGAAGGUCACCGAGAUUUGAUGACAGGGAGCACGUGAACUCUGGGCUCACUCCAGCCCUCCUGGCUGGCUGCCGAAUGCUGGCCGCAUGACAUUUGGCAGUUCACAACCCAAGUUGAAGAGGGGUAUGUGGGACCCCUCAACAGCAGCAAGGAAACCCGUGGGCCGUGGGCAAUGCCUUGGUGCAUUCAGGAAAAGGAUGUCCUACCUAGAAGUGGAAUCCAACCGUAUUAUCAGCCAAGAGUAAAGAGAAAAAGACGUUUUCAGACCGGUACAGAGGCUGCUAGAGGAAGUGCUUCACCAAAACAAGGCAUCAGCCCUGAAGGGGGACCUGGUGCCAGGAUACAGGAGAGACACAGGGGGCUCUGGGGAUGUGCAGAGGUGCUCCUGGGUGACAGUGCAGGAGAGCUGAGGGCUUCCAGGGGGGUCUGAACCAGCAUUCUCAUUGUAUGGAGAGAUUUCCAUUUCUGACUGAGAGGUUGGGAGAGAACCGAGGAUGGGUAUAUGAGCAAAGCCAUUUGAAAAUCAAGGCAGUUAUUAAUUCCAGGCAAAAUAUAAUUUGUAUAAGAUGGGCCAUGUAAUCACAAUGCAUUAGGCUACAUUGGCUGCUGACAAAGGCCAAAAUAAUAGUGGUCUAAAUAAUCUAGAAGCUCACUCUCUCAGGAAGCUGUUGGCAUGGAAGUGGAUACAGCAGCUCUGCAGGGCCAGGCCUGGCUGUCCUGAGCAUAUGGCAGGCAUCUGCUCACAAUCUGCCCACCAUCAAGCUCACACUUCCCUCGGGGGAGACCAGGGGAGGGGUGUCUUUCCCCAUCCCAUGUCCUGCCGGGAAGUUGUAUGCUUCAUGUCCACUCAUGGGCACUGACCAACGGCCAAAGCCCAGUCCCACAGCCCACUGCAGAGGAGGCUUGUGCACCUGCCCACAGGCCCAGCAACACUAGGAUUUCUAUAAAAGAUGUCUCAAGGCAACUGGAGGACGUUGGGCCUUGGAUGCUAUUAAGGGAUGACUGCUAGUUUAGCUGGGUAUGAUAGCAAUAUUAUGGUGAUACCGGUAAAAGCACUUACCUGUAAGAAAUACAAACAAAAGUGUUGAUGGAUGAGAUGACACAGUGCCUGAGAUCUGCUUCAGAAUAUCCCCCAUGUAUUUAGGUAUUACUCGUGUGUGAUUAAGAAGUAAAUUUUUUAAAAGAUCAAAGAAUUUCUCCUGCCACAUCUAGAAGAGGAGGCUGGAAGGUGAUGGGGGACCAGCCAUCCCUGUCCAUGGGCGUCCCCACAGCUGCUGUGAACACCCACAAAUGAGCUGAUGCCCACCCAGCGUGGGGCCCACCUCCACCUGGGCCAGAUGCAGGAGGGGCCCAGGGAAGGAAGCAAACAGCCCUGGAGGUGGACAUUUCCAACAGCCCCAAAUGGUCACCCUCCCCAGCAGGACAUUAGCAGAAAAUACCUAUAACUUAGAAAUCAUUGAAAAGCAGUGAAACACUUUUUUUUAAAUUGAAGGUGAAAACCAAAAGGAAGUUUAAAGAAUAUUCCAAGUGAGCAGAGGGGGUGGUGGGAUCACCCAAAAAUGCUACUUUGUGGUUAUGGUCGUUAUAAGCAUAAAAUAUAUCUAAAAUACUUAAAAGUUAUCACUUUAAUAAAAAUAAAACAACAAAGAGAUAGAAAAAGCCUUGCUGAAGCAAGGGAGGCUGAUGUGCACAGGACGAACAGAAGUGAAGUGAAGAAGAACAAGGGAAACUGUGUGGCCCAGGCCUGCGUGCACGCCUGGCUGGGUUUACCACCCCCGUGAGGGCCUCAUGCCACGCGUGGACACCGUCAGCCCAGCAGCCAGAGCCUGGCUGGGUUUACCACCCCCAUGAGGGCCUUGUGCCACACACGGACACUGUCAGCCCAGAGGCCAGAGCUCCCCAAAGCCAGGGCUGCCGCCUGGAGAACAGUUACCCUUGGGGUGGGAGCGGUACCUCCCACGAGCUGCAAUGGGGCUGUGUGUACCGCCGGCACCUGGCAUUGUGCAUUCCCCGUGUGUCCCAGGAGGACCCUGUGCGGUGACGGUUCCACACUUUCCACAUUUGCUUCUCCUGCGAGCCGCAGUGGGGCUGCAUGUGCCGCCGGCCCCUGGCAUUGCACAUUGUGCGUGUGUGCCAGGAGGACCCUGUGUGGGGACUGUUCCACAGUUUCCACAUUUGCUUCUCUGGUAGCAGGUGAGCUCCGGAAUCCCGUCAGCGCUACCUCCAUGGGUCUCCUGAAAUAUUCAACGAGUAUGAACAGGUUAAAAGUUUUAACCCCUGAAUAGCUGGGAUGUAAAAAAUGAAAUCUGGCAAGUGAUUAAACGAAAUUACAGACCUAAUUGCUUACACUUAAAAUAAUACUAAAGCAAAUGUGAGAUUGUGUUUAACUUGGAGGACCAGCACCGUCGGCAACGUGGUUCUGUUCUAAUUUUUCACCAGGGAGGGCUCUACAUUCCAGGCUGUUCAUGCAGCACUAUUAUGAAAUGAAGUCCUCAGUGUCUGUGAAGUUCAAGUGUUUUAAAUAGAGCAGAGGCCUCUCCAGGGAUUGCCCACCCCAUUUCCACCUCAGUCCUGUUGGCAAACCAUCCCUGCUGCCAUAAGCAGAGAGCAGGAGCUCCCACCUUCGGAUGCAGCGGCUAGAUACCAGGAGGGCCAUGGAAGCUGGGUCCCUGAGAGACUCCGAACCGCAGAUCCAGCUGGGGGAUGCCAGGCGCUGACGGAACCACGGGGCCCUAAAAGGCGGAAACCGUGACUCCACGGGACUCCUCUCUUCUGCGACCUGCUCCAAGGCUGCCCCUGUGCAGAGCUCGGCCAUGCGGCUGUGGCCCUGACCCCUCUGCCAGGCUGCCCGCACCACUCCGGGGGACAUGGUUUCCACUGUGGGCAGCUGGUGCAGUGUGACCGUGGUGCAGGUGGGGCCUCUGGGCAGAGGACAUCUUGGUAAACUGGGCUGCAGCAGGGCCCAGAGGUCAGGAUUGAGGGGAGGCCAUGCCAGGUGACCUCUGCGAGGACCUGGGGAACUGCACGCAAAAUCGCAGAAAGAGAAGGAUGUGGUUCUUAACCGGCUUCCACCCUGUCUUGCAGCCUCUGUGUUUACUUCCCAGUUGAUCUUUAAUUUCAGUUGCCAAAGCAGCUGUUUGCACCAUGCAGAUGAGUCCCAGGGGCCUCAGACCCGCCUAGCCGCCCGCCCAAGGCGAGAAUUGGGGCUGCGGCCAAGCUAGGCAGACGGGGUUGGGGGGCACAGCUCACAGGGCCCCCCACACUCUGCGCUGCCAAGUCUUCUUUUUCCAGUAGUCCCAAGCUAACUUGAAGAAAGAAAAAUAUGAGGGAGGGAAAGAGAGAAAGAGUGGUGAAAAAAUAUGGUCAUAAAUCUGGGACCUGUUUUUAUUGGUGCUUGUAUUUCAGAUUUCCAGUUUGGAAAAAUACUUUUUUAUGCAUCCCAGGCACCUUGUUGAUGGUGGAACGAUGAUGAUAAAUGCAAAAAGUUUUUAAAAGUCCUUUUUAUGCCCAGGAGAACAAAGUCUGGUACAGUGCAGCCACCUCAGGGCCUCAGUCAUCCUUAAAGAGGGUUGCCUUGUCCAAUUUAACUUUGCCCCAUGCCUCCGUACUGGUGUGACUCUGCCAGGAUGCCCUCGGUGCCCUGAGACCCCAUCCACGCCUGGCUGCGCCUCCCAGGUUUGUCUUAGGGAGCGGAGGUUGGCCAGGCGCCCUGUGGGAGGCUCAGCAGGGAAAGCGCCUGUCGUUGGGGAAUAGCUCGGGGGAAGCGCUUUCAGAUGAACUGCAGGGAACAAGUGGAGAGUGUGGACACUGGAGCACGGGGCAGUGAGAAGACACAAUGUGAGGUCUGCCAUCCGAACGUGGACCCUGCGUCCCCUGCGGUGGGAGGCCAUGAACACAAGGCUGAGUUUGCACCUCAGAUUUGCGCCAGGUGAUGGGACUUGCCGGAGCCUUCCUGCCCUGCCCGUAAAGAGACUGUUUUUGCUGUGAGUCUGCGUGCACCGUGGGUCUGCUGCGCCUGCAUAGGUGGGUUUAAUUGGCUCCAGGUGCACUGGCGGCUCCUCUCCUCCACUACGAUGUGGCGCAUGGAGUUAUGGGUGGAGCCCUUUGAAGCAGCUGCAAGUCAUUCUGUCGUAUAAACUGAAAUAAGAAGAGGGUGAAAAAUCCAAGCCCGUGACUGCCCGCUCCACAGCUGUGCUCACACAGCUCCACGAGACAGCCGCCCAAACAAAGCUACCUCCGUGGGCCUUGGCCAGCUGACAAGAGGAAGGGAAGGAGAUUAUUCUAAGCCGCAGGUAUUCUGGUGAGCUGGAAGCUGGCCGGGAGGGCCGGGCGCCAGUGACACCUCCAGCCAGCAGGCCCAUGCAGAGGCCCCGUCCCGGGAGCGUGCCCAGGGGCGAGGGGUGUCCAGCCACCACCAACCACCAGCCGCCCAGGAGGCAGAGGUGACCCGAGAGGGGGCUGCUCGGUUCAGGGAGGAGCCCAGCCCCCAAUGCAGGGCACGGAUGGAAUCUCUCAAGGUUCCCCAGGCAUCCUGCCCACCCAAGCUGAUUGCUAAGGUCAUCGAAACGGAGCAGGAGCCCAGGCCUAGAGUGUCCAGGUCAAGUGACCACCAUGAGUGCCUGAGAGGCCGGACGUGCAGGCUGGCUCCUGGCUUCCCACCUGAGUCUCCCCAGCCCCUUGCCUCCACAUCUGAGAAUGCCCGGUGCCCCAGCAUGGCGUUGGGGAGGCAGUGGUGCUGAGUGCCUGGGGCCAAGAGGAUGGCUCUGGGCCAGUCGGGUGCUGGGACAGUGGCUGGCAGGGGACCCAUUUGGAGAAGAGCCCACUGCUCUGAGCAGCUCCAGCUGCAGCUUCCGCCACCCUCUUGUGAGGGCCUGCCUGGGCCUGUGUCCAAAUCCCAGCACCACAGGCCAGAUGGCCAGCAGCUCUCACGGGGUGAGCACAGCAGAGGCCGCUUUUACACAGGGACCCCUGGGGCCCCCUCCAAGGGCUGCUGCCCGAGAGGCAGCAUGGCCCAUGGGGACCCCCUGGACUCGGCCUCUGGGGCCCACCUGGUGGUUUCUGAGGGUGCUGCGCUGUCCUGAGGCCACAGCCAACACCCACUCCUGCCUCCAGCCCGGUGUCCCUUCCCACUGUUAGCGGGGCCUGGGGGCUGAAGGGACCACCACAGUGCAGUGGGAGAGAGAAAGCCCUCGGCUUCACCCUGGGUAUGUUGUGGAGACGCAGAUGGGUCCGAGGUCAGACGAGGGUACUGGACUUGCCGAGGUGUCCACACUCAAAGGGAGCGUCUGGAGCGGGGGGCGGCGUGAGGGGUUCAGGGGCUUCCCAGGAGCAGUUCCAGCUGACAGAGCUCCAUGGAAAUCAGACAUGACGUUGGGGACUGCUGACCUGUGGGGUGUGCACCAGAACCCCACACUGUGGGAGCCUAGCCUUCCUCUCACUGGGUGGCAGUGGCUGGGCUCACACAGACCACAGCAGCGUCCAGCUCCCCGGUCAAGGAGAGACUCCUCCCCAGAGUGGGCUGCGGGGCCAGUGCCAGCGGUGAUGGGGUCCAUCCUCACUGUCUCCUGAAGGGCCCGGCCUGGCCUGGCCUGAGACUUUGAUCUCGGGGACGACAGCCACCAGCUGGAUGAACUGGCCGCGUGUCCUUCCUACUCUUCAUCUCCCUUCUCUUGCUGGGACUUCACGAGAGAGCCCGAGUUACUGAGUCAACAGGAAGUAGACGAGACUCCACGCAGCUCUGGCCCCCAUGGCAGGACCAGGAAGGAGGGAGAGGUGGCGCGUUGCCCGGGUGCUCAUGGACACCAGGUCUGCUCCCCACCCACUGUCGUCUGUGCCGUGCUGCAGGGGCCAGGUAGCCACAGGCAUUGUUUAGGCCCCGAGCCGGCCAGGCUGGAGUCAGGUCCCACUAAGCCGCAGGUGCCUCUUGCUUGGGGUGGGGGCUGAGGGGCGUCUUCCUGCGGCGGGGCUGUAGCUGGUGCCUGGUUCCCUCUGUCCAGAUGCAGCUCUGGGCUUGCAGCCUCUGCCUCCCUGAUGGGACAGCAACCCUGGGCAUCGCUGGAGGCUCUGAGGUCUGCACGGGGCACCAUCCCGUAUUCUGCAGGGUCCAGAGACACAGAGAGGGAGACCAGCCCAGCCCCAUUGUGGGAGAAAGGCCAGUGAUGUCCUCAGGGGGCUGAGGCUGGCAGCCACCUUCUACUGGACAUUACUGCUGAGAACUGGCCAGGUGCCUGCACUCACUACCAUGAGUAAUUGCCCAGUGGCCCAUGAGGUGCUGGCAGCUCCUCCAUUUACGAGUUAGGAAACAGGCACAGAGAGACCAGGUGGCCUGUCCCAGCAGCACUGCUCUGGCUCUUGACCACCACAUCAGCAGCAAAACCGCCAGGGCUGAAAUCAACACAGAUUUAUCCAUUCUCACCAGGCUGUGGGUGCCUUGCAGGUCUGUGCUCCUAGCUGGGGGCCCAGGGAGACUCUGCUUCCAGGAGGAACCCAGCUGCCAUCUGCAGGACUGAGGUCCCAUCUCCGCCCUGGCCUCACACAGGCCCUCCUGCCUGCCAAGCAGCAAGCGAUGCCGCAACCUCAGUCUCUCACUCUGCUCUCCGGUUCCCUAGACCCCCAGCCCAAGCUCCGGUGAUUACCAGGUAAUUCCUGUCCCAAGGCAGCCGUGCCGAGUGUCCUAACACAGUUGCCACGUGGCUCCGUGUCCUGUGCACAGGCCAGGGGUUCGAGUGGGCAUCAGCAAUGCUCACUUCAGAGCCCCUCCACCACGACGUGGCCACCGUGCACACAGCUCCGUGGCCAGCGCUGGAAACUGCGUCUCCUGCCUCCAGCUACGUUACUCGGAGAAGCAGGAACCUCUCCAUCCUCACUUUCUGUCUGCACAUCCGGGGCCAUCCACGUGCACCCACACCAUGUGCUCACUGUGGCCUGUCAAGAACACAGCGUCCCCCGCCCCUGAUUUCCCAGGAGAGUCGCACGUCCGUGAUGGUGGUCUCCCAGGCACACAUGGCCACGGAGCACGUGGGAAGACUGCACGCCGGGUACUGAGGCUUCCUGUGAAAAAAAGAACCUGAAACAAGUACUAAUUUUUUACGUUGAUUAUCAUUUAAAUCUGUAAUUUUUUUAUAGAUUGGGUUCAACAAAAUAUUAAAACUAAUGACACUUAUUGGCUGGGCGCGGUGGCUCACGCCUGUAAUCCCAGCACUUUGGGAGGCUGAGACAGGCGGAUCAUGAGGUCAGGAGUUUGAGACCAUCCUGGCUAACAAGAUGAAACCCCGUCUCUACUAAAAAUACAAAAAACUAGGUGGGCGUGGUGGCGGGUGCCUGUAGUCCCAGCUACUCAGAAGGCUGAGGCAGGAGAAUGGCGUGAACCCAGGAGGCGGAGCUUGCAGUGAGCUGGGAUCGCGCCACUGCACUCUAGCCUGGGGACAGAGUGAGAUUCUGUCUCAAAAAAAAAAAAAAAAAAAAACAACUGACACCUAUUUUUUAUUCUUUUUUUAAUGUGGACAUUAGAAACCUUAAAAUUGCAUAUGUGGUUCCCAUUAGAUUCCCAUCAGACAGCGUGUGUCUAGAAAAUGGCUGUAAAGUGUUCCACCUCCUGCUGAUUUUAUUGGAAUCGUGUCUGAUCUGCAGGACUAAACAUGUGGGCCCGGGGAACUGUCCACGCUGGGGCACGUGGAGUUGCUGAGGAGCAGGAUGGACAGCCACACACCUGAGUCUACCCACACAGGCCUAUGAGUAACAUGCACAUGUGUACCUGAGCACGUAUGUACCUGAGCACGUGUGCCUGAGCCCGUAUGUACAUGAGCACGUGUGUAUGUGAGCAUGUGUGGCGGUACCAGCACAGGGGUGAGCUGUGGCUUCACAGGCUUCUCGCUGCUGCAGCUGGAUGUGCCACUGUGGACGGUCGGGGCAGGGGCCUCCUGCCCUCAUGCUGUGCGUGGCAGCCACAGGUCCCCAUGCCUGCAGCCUGAGACAGGCGCCUGGAGUCGCUGCCUGGAGCAAGUGAGUUCUGCUGGAGAAAACGAUGUAGUACUGUGAGGAUGCUGCAAGAAGGCAACAGCAGAGUCAGAAGUUGAGGAGAAGACAGAGGUAAUGGGGAAUUGCUCCUCAGCAACGACACAUGAGAGUAGCAUGUGCAGUGAUCCCAGGCAGCUGCAGCUGUAUGGAUGCUACAUGGGGAACCCAGCUUCCAGACCUGCCCUCAAGGGCCAAGCAUCUCACGCCCAGCUUCAUUCCUCCCCAUCUUGAGGGUGCCGCUCUCAUGCUGCACAGGGUCCACCAGCCGUGCAAAGCCUGUCUUCAUUUUGUUAGCCAGAGUCCCAGGACAGGGGCUCACCUGACCCAUGUCACCCUGUGAUGAGGACAGGAGGGAUGGAGCCUUCCUUGGUCUGAGCUCGGGCUGCAGCCCUGCGGCCUCUCCCACUCCAUAUGCACGGCUGUGGUUCCCUCUGCUGGGCAGUCCCAGUGAACCCAGGAUUGGGGGGCCCUAUGACCUGGCUGAGCAGAGCCCUGCGUGUGAAGUGCUCUCAUGCAGCCUCAACUGCUGCCCUCACCCCAGGGCCUCCUGGAGAGGACAGAGCCACCAGCAGACAGCUUCUCCCUCACAGCCCAGGCAGCAUCUGUGCCCAGGGAGGCCUGUGCACCCCCGCAGGAGCCUCGGUCACCCCCAUUUCUAAGUGCCCCACCACAGGCAGCCCUCAGGAGCCCCCGUGUGCUGGCCACCACCGUGGAGGGCUUGGCAUGGACAGUAGGCUGUGGUAGGGGCAUACGGGGUGUCCCAUGGGGACCAGUGGGGGGCCAGCCGCCCCGCAGCAUGGGCUGACUCCUCCCUCCCCCAACAUGCUGCAGUUCCCACUUUGUUAAGCCCCUGGAAUGCAACCAAUUAAAGAGCCAUUUGGGUUAAAUGAGAUCCUGGUCUGAAAAUGCAGAUGCGUCUGGAUUAUUAAAAGGCCAUCAGUCACCCACGCAUUAGUCUGAAUAAGUUUGGUCUGCUUGAUUUUACUUCUGCUGGUCUGACUUUUGGAUGGGGGUCUAGGCAGGAGCUUCUGGGACUCCAGCAACCCUGAGAGAUGGGCUAAAGGUCUGUCCCCCCCUCACCUGCUUGGUCCUGCCCCUCAAGGUCUUCCUGAGCCCCAGGCUGGUGUGGACACAAGGAAGCCCCACUGGAGGGCCCUCUUUACAUGGGGAGGCCUGAACCCUGAGCAGUCAAGGAAGUUUUGGAAGUGAGUAGCUAUGGCUUCUUCACCUGCUCCUGCCUGGACGGCGCCCUUCAGAACCCAAGCCCAUCCGUGAGAUAGCACCCUCCGGGGCCAGACGCUGAGUCACUCCAUGAAGGCCAAAGGUGAGCACGUAGGGAUUUCUCUCCAAAGAGAGCAGCAGGUACAGACAUGGGUGUUGACACAGGCACACAUGCACAUAUGUGCACACAUGGCACACGUACAUGUGCACUGUGCACAUGCACACACGGCAUACAUAUGCACACAUGCACAGUGCACACACGUCAUAUGCUUACAUGCACAGCGCACACGCAUGGUAUAUGCUCAUAUGCACAGUGCACACGUGCACACAGCAUACAUAUGCUCACAUGCACAGUACACACGUACGUGGCAUACACUCACAUGCACAGUGCACACGGCAUAUACAUAUGCUCACGUGCACAGUGCCCACACGUACACGGCAUACAUAUACUCACAUGCACAGUCCACAUGCACACAUGGUAUACAUAUGCUCACAUGCACAGUCCACAUGCACACAUGGUAUACAUAUGCUCACAUGCACAGUGCCCACACGUACACGGCAUACAUAUACUCACAUGCACAGUCCACAUGCACACAUGGUAUACAUAUGCUCAUGUGCACAGUGCACACAUGUACAUGGCAUACGUAUACUCACAUGCACAGUCCAUAUGCACACAUGGUAUACAUAUGCUCACGUGCACAGUGCACACAUGUACACGGCAUACGUAUACUCACAUGCACAGUCCAUAUGCACACAUGCUAUAUAUAUGCUCACGUGCACAGUGCCCACAUGCACACGGCAUACAUAUGCUCACAUGCAUAGUCCACAUGCACACAUGGUAUACAUAUGCUCACAUGCACAGUCCACAUGCACACAUGGUAUACAUAUGCUCACAUGCACAGUGCACACACAUACACGGCAUAUAUACUCACAUGCACAGUCCACAUGCACACAUGGUAUACAUAUGCUCACAUGCACAGUGCACACGCACGGCAUACAUAUGCUCACAUGCACAGUGCAUGCACAUACACGGCAUACAUAUACUCACAGGCACAGUCCACAUGCAUACACGGCAUACAUAUGCUCACAUGCACAGUGCUUACAUGCACAUGGCAUACGUAUGCUUACAGGUAUAGUGCACAGUACACACAUGGCAUACACAUGCUGACAUGCACAGUACACAGCAUAUACUCACAUGCACAGUGCACACACAUGGCAUAUAUAUGUUCACAUGCACACUGCACACAUGCACACACAGGAUACAUAUGCUCACAUGCACAGUGCACACACAGCAUACAUAUGCUCACAUGUGCAGUGCAUACAUGCACACAUGGCAUACAGCCUGCAUAUGCACAUAUGUGCAGUGCAUACACGCACAUGGCAUACAUAUGCUCAUAUGUACAGUGCAUAUACGCACACAUGGCAUACACAUGCUCAUGUGCACAGUGCAUACACGCACACGGCAUGCAUAUGCUCACAUGCACAGUGCAUACUCACACAGUAUACACUCACAUGCAAUGUGCACAUGCAUAAGGCAUAUGUAUGCUUACACAUGCACACAUACCAUUCACAUGUAUAUGCACUCGGCUCAUGCACACAUGCCACCUACAUUCCACCUACAUGCACACAGGUGCACAUUCGCAGGCUCACACACUUCCUGAUGCCUGUGUGGGUGCCACGCCAGUCCUCCUUCCCUGGGGCGCUCCUGUCUGUCUGUAUUUUGGUUGUGCCCUGGGAGCUGAGAAGGUUCUGGCCUGUUUUCACUGGGAUUCAGAGGCGUUGUGGACCGCAGAACUGUGUCAGCCCCACCUAUCUUUUCCACAAAUGUUCUUUAUUAGGAGAACCUUAAUUGAGAACAUUAAGCAGAAACUGAAGAGAUUGUCGACUUAAUAGCGGAAACAGCCGCAGUGCACCUCGUUCUGAGGCCUGGGGCAGGUCCUUAGGCUCCUGCCUCAGCUUCCCCUCUGUGGGUCGGUGGUGUGGCCUGUGUGGGCUCUCGAGAUGAAUGCUAUGAAUCCCCGCGGGAGGGGCUGCUCUGUGCUAUUUCAGCAGGUUUUUCAUCACCUCGUAAGGGCCUGGAGUUGGGAGAGAAAGAGCAAAAUGAAAAGGCAUCUCUGAUGACAGCCACCACUCCCGAGCCCUGAGCCAUUCUCUCUGGGAGCUGCAGGAGCCACAGCCGCAUGUGCUGCAGAGGGGCUGCCUGUGUGCAGCCUGAGGACAUGGAGGUUCCAUGUGCAGCCAGAUGGAGUGGCCCUGUGGCUCUCCAUAGCCCUGAUCUGUGUCCCUGCACAGAGCUCAGAGAAGACACUAUCUUCUAGAGUGGAUGCCGGCCCCACAGAUGCACCUUGGAGUCCCCUUGCAGCCCACAGGAACCACUUUUUUAUGCUUAACCCAUUGUUUUAGGGUCCUGGGGCUGCCAGGUUAAUGUUCCACAAACUGGGGGACUUAACAAUUUAUCCUCUCAGAACCCUGGAGGCUAAAGUCUGAAACCCUGGCAUAAUAGGACGUGGACGGGAUAUGCUCCCCGGGUGCUCCUGGGCAUGGGCAGGGUGUGCCCCCCGGGUGCUCCUGGGCUUGGGCAGGGCAUACUCCCUGGGUGCUGCUGGGUGUGCUCCUGGGCGUGGGCAGGGCGUGCCCCCCGGGUGCUCCUGGUGGCUCCUAGCCACCUGUCCCAGCACCUGCUGCUCUCGGCUUCCCUGGUUUGUGCUGUUGCUCCAACCUCACCCUCUGCCUCCCAUGGACCAUGUUGGUCUCUUUCCUCUUAGGAGAAUGCCCGUUCCUGGACUUGGGCACCCCCCUAGUGCUUGUCUUGACCACAUCUGCAGGAUCCUGUUUCCAAAUGAGGUCCCACUCUCAGGUCUCAGGGGCCGGGACUUCCACAUGCUUCCGGGGACACAGUUGAACCCACAGCUCCCCCUCUGUGUUCCCAUCUUUCCCUACUCUGGAGUUCACAACACUUUUCUGGUGCAAAGAUGGCCCUCAGGCCCUGCCCCCAAAGGCCUCGUCUACACAGCACUCCCUGUCCCCGAAGGCCUUUUCUACACAGCAUUCCUGGUGGUGUUCAACCCAGCUGCACCUUGAACCCUGGGAGCCCUGAAGGGACCGAUGCCCUUGUGGUGGGUCCAGGUGGCCUGAGGGCUAGACAGGCAGAGCUUGUGUAGACGGGAAACCCCGGCUGGGAGCAGGCAGGCUGGGCAGGAGGGGCCGGGAGCCAAGCUACAGGGCUUAGGGAGGCUUGGGCCCACGUGAGCAGGACCCAUGCUGCUCGCUCUCCUGCCACUCCUCCUGCUGGCACUGGGUGUGCUGGGGGCUGGGCAGGUGCAUCCACUGCUCCAAAAAGCACUUGUUUUUCCUUUCCACUAAAGUGCCCCUGCACACCCACCAUGAUGUCACAUGCCUCCACAUGCUCCCCAUGUCCCCCUGUGUCCCCUGGCCCCCGUGUGCCCCAUCUCUAUGUGCUCCCAUGUGGAACCUCCCAGCUCACCUGGACACAUGAGUCUCGGGGUAACCAGUCCCCUGCAGACCUGCAGAAGCUUGGACAGCAAGUGGGAGUCGGCAGUCAGGCAGGAAACUCGGGGGUUUUGCACCUGGAGGGAAGCCCACCUGAUAUGAACAUGCUUUCGAAGCUUGUGGAUCGGAGAGGCCAGUGGUGCGCAGGAUGGUCAGAUCGAUCAGUCAGGACGAUCAUCAGCCCCAUUUCUCAGGUGCAGUACAGCACGUCUACGUCCUCCCGACACCGUGCGUGCAGCCGCACCAAAGCCAGGGGAGCAGGUGCGCUUCUCCAUGGGUCCUGGUUUAAAGCAGGUGGAAACACCACAGGCUUGGGAUUGAGGGGGUGAUGCCAAGAGGCUCAGGACAGAGCAUUGCAGGGGAGACAGAGGACGGACGGACUCAGGCCCUGAGGAGGGGCUCGGCCUUGCCAAGCAGCUGGCUCUAUUCAUUUAGCAGAACGGCUGCCCCACCCCUCUCCCGGACCCUGCACGGAGAGAGGCCACUGGGGCCGUCCCGCCCCGACUUCUAUUUUGUUUUCGCCAGAGCCGCCUCCAGCCUCCCUCUUCACAUUUUAUGUCAACUCUGGGGCCCUGCUGGCUGAAAGUGAGUUCUGUUUUCCGGCAGCCCUGUGGCUUUUGGACUCGGCCUUGAAAUUAGUUCAUGGCGACCAGGCACACAUCGCGCUGGGAAGCCACGUGGGAGCUGUGCGGGUGCAGCGGCUGCCGCAGCCAGACUGAAAUGUAUCACAGCGCCUGGGCCUCGUCAGGCCUUUAUGACAGAGUGUAAAGGGAGUUGCUGCUUAGUCACCAAUUUGCUUGGCAAGAUCGGGUGAAUUAGGAAACACGUCGAAGGUCAGACAGUAGGAGUUUGUCUAGACGCUCUAUUUUGGACUCGACGCUGACCCGAGGUGUUUCUGUAGCAACCUUUACAACACUGCUAUUCUGGCAAUAUUGGAGAAAACACAAUCCCUCCUAUCAUCAGGUAGGGCCCGCUGUGAAAAUCCUCGCCCCGUUGCCGGGUUUGCUGCGGCGCCUCCAACUCCAUUUAGGACGAGGAAGCCCGACGGGGAGGCCCCUGGGAGGGACCGGCUGCUUGGGCGGAGGCCAGGCCUCGGGAAGCUUGUCCAAGGCUCACGGGGAAAAGCGCCAAGAAAUAGAAGUGGCUCAUUUUUCCUCUGGGCCUGAGAGGAGGGUUUUGAUUUUACAGCCGCCCCUAGUCAUUUCUCACAGGUUUGAAGCAGACCUUUCCAGGGAGGGAGAAGGGAGGCGGAGAAGGGUGGGGAGAGGCCAUGAGGAGGCAGCCACCCCAGGGGAUCCCUGGAAGCCUAGACGUGCUCUGCCUGGUGGUUCUGUCCCCAGGUGACACAUGGCCAUGUCUGGAGGCAUCUGUGGCUGUCAGUCAUGGUACAGGGUGCUCCUGGCAUCGAGGGGUGGGGCUGCUUCCUUGUGCCUGUCCUCACUGCCCUCGCCGCCCUCCAUGUCUCCCUGCCACCUUCCCUGUCCCUGCUGCCCUCCUCACCCUCCUUGUCUCUCUCCAUCGUGCCUGAGGGCCCUCUGCCAGCUGGGAGAAGGGACGGCGCAGGCUUCAGCUUCCCUGCAUUUCCCCAGGAGUAGGGGAGCUACGAGCAGUCCAUAGGUUCCCUCUUCUCCUGGGGCCCCAGCACCAGAUCCUGGAGCUCUGGACCCCGUAGCCCUCCUGGGGCCCCGCAGGGGAGGGACGCAAAGGUGGCGCUGCAGCUCCUUAGCACGUGACCUCUGGGAACUUCAGCCUCUCCCACCUCAGUUUCCUGGACUCUGAAGGCAGGGCGAGUGACAUGAUUCCUCGGCAGUGACCCCAGGCCUCUGACCGCCCAGGAGAGUGAAAGUCCAGGACUCCGUGCAUGCCUGGGGACCCGGGCAGCAGGGGAAGAGAACUGCAGGCCUGGACGUGGCAUCUGCCCACCUUGCUGGUGAGGGGUGAAGGCUCCCAGGCCCUGGCCUCCACAUCCAGACACCACCCUCACCCGUGCAGGAGCAGGACUCGAACCCGCCUCUCUCACCUCCUCAUGGUGCAGAGAAUGUUCAAGUCCUGAUGUGGACUUUCCAGCUGCAGUAGAAAAUCCGGAGCUGGUCUCUGCCACCACUGCGACGGGCUCUGGCCAGAGCAGCAGGAGGGAGGUGGGCCCACGUGGCCGUCACCGUGGUUUGCCCACAGCUGCUGUUUCUGAGCUGUCACAGGGGCAGGGGCAUCCAGGCAGCACGCUGAGAUGCAGCCUCUGCUUCAGCCUGACAGACAUAUAGCUGCUUCUGGAGCACGCCCAGGGAAUGCCCUUUCUUCCUAUGGAUGCCAGCUGACUCACUGUGCAGACAGGGCCUGAACCAGACCAGAGGCACUGGCUUCUAGGCGAGGGACCUUCUCAGCGCGGGACCUGCAGCUGCCUUUCCCACACUCACACAGGCUCCUCCCAUUGUCCUAAGAACCCUGUGGAGGUACAGGCAGGGGUCACCCAAAUGCUGACUCAUGUGAGUCCGACAGAAGCACGGUGCCCGCCCAAGGAGUGUCGACCUCACGCCAGCCCCUGUGAUUAUUGUCCCUGUUACUGUGAGCUGCUCUGUUUGGGAGGGGAAGCCACGCGCUGGAGGCUGAGGAGCGUGCCUGGCCCUGCCCUCCAGCUGGCGUCCGUUCCACGUAUGAGAGCCUUGCCUAGAAGGCCCUCGGGGAGGGGGGCCCGCCUGAGCCCCCACCCUGCAGCUCCCCUCAUUCUCAUGCAGUGGGUCCCCUGUGCUGUUGGACUUGCAGCUUCUGCAAGCAAGAACCAGGUGACAUCCACUCCGUUCUCCAACAGCAGCUGUGGGACCACUUGGGGUAGCAGUGAAUGAAUGAGUGACAAACUGAGGAUGCAGAUGCCUCAGCUGCAGAGGAGCAAAGACAGACAUUUCAUUUGACUGCUCAGAAACCACAUAAGCAGGAAGAGAAUGAAAUGAAAUAUUUAAAGUGUUGAGAAAGGAAAAAAUAGAACCCAACCUAGAAUUCUGUACCCUGUGAAAUUAUCCUUUAAAGUGAAGGAGAAAAAAAAGACUUUCUCAGAAAAACAAAACUUGAGGGAAUCAGUUGUCAGUAUACCUGCCCUGUGAGAAAUGAGAAAGGAGGCUCUUUAGAGAGAAAGAAAGAGAAUACUACUCAGAUCCAAAGACUGGAAAAGGAAAAAGCUCAGUAAGAUAAACACUGUGUUCCGAUUCUCCACUGAUCUAAUAAGUUUGUCCAAACUAAUAGCAACAAUGCAUUUGGUCAUGUGUGCUUAUACACGUUAAAUAUGUAUGCUUGACAUAUGCUGAUGUGUGAGUGAAAUCAAUUGCAGCAAUGACACACAGGAUGGGAGGAAAAAAAGUGAUUUUGUUAUUAGAAGGUGUCACUAUCCAUAAAGUGGUAUUGUAUUAUUUGAA